Pocillopora meandrina is the source of this 1003-nucleotide messenger RNA. Lineage: Eukaryota; Metazoa; Cnidaria; Anthozoa; Scleractinia; Pocilloporidae. The record is from the annotation of a GenBank genome assembly.
GUGGGAGGAAAUUUUAAAACUCCUCGCGCCAUCGUUGAAUCAGUCUGGCAUUUUUUAUUCACUCGCUAUGGCUUCUGUGAGACUUUGACCGAGCUUGGAAUAUCAGUGCUUACCUGAGAUGGAAUCACUUAAGGAGAAAUUAGGAGGUUUUCGUCUUCGAAGUGAUUCGUGCACUUUUGUCCUAGAGUCUGAAUUUCGUGUCAGUUACCUGGGAUUCUGUAUGAAUACACGAGAAGGAGUCGAAGGAAUCCGGGCUGCUGUGGAAGAAAUUAAGAAAACUGCAAGCCAUGAGUGUUGCAGAAAUACAACUCAAACGAACUGCAUCAAAAUUAGCACAAAAGGACUUUGUUUGAUGGAGCGAAAACGAGAGAAAGAUAUUCUAUUGACAUUUAUUCCUCUGAGGAAUAUUUCCUAUGGCUUUAUCAAUGAAAAAGACAGCAAUGUUUUUGCCUUUAAUCAUCAUGUCUCGAAGAACCAUGUUGAAUGUCAUGCAGUAGUGUGCGAAAGUGCGCUGAAGGCACGGGAAAUUAACGAGGCGCUUUAUGCGUCGUUUAGAACAGACCAUUUCGAGACUCUUCGCAAGGGAAGGGAAAAAAUGAGAGAAUGUUUACAAUCAGAUGCGAUGCAUGAACUCAAAGACCGAAAACCAAACAUGAACUAACUACGAGUACAAGGCUGGUCUUUUGCGAAAUUAAUUCAGAAGACAUUUUAUCUAUUUUUAAACUGCUUAGAUGUUUUAUUUCUAAACAAAGUACACACCGUCAGUUAACACAUUGUUAUAAAAUCAAGCGACGGAAAACAAGUUUUUUAAUUGUUCUGAAACAACAUUAAACACAGGAUAUUUCGUGUAUUAUUUGCAGUUUUUGUAGUUUAAGUUAUAUUUUGGCGGAAGACAGUCCCUGACUGAUAAUUUUGCACCAGAUAAGCAAUUAAAAACCGCUUUUAGACAAUUCAUUAUUGUAAGAAUAUGUCUGAUUCAAUAAGGACGGCCAAAUGAUGCGUG